GCCUGAAGUCCUGAGUCUGCAGAAGAGACGCAAGACAACUAUUCUGUUGAACUAAUUAGAAAUAAGAUUUCACAUUCCACAGUUGCUCUUGCUCAUACCGUAGCACCUCCAACAAGAAAAUAAAGAGAGGCUUUUAAGAUUGUUUCUCCCGUGAUGAAUACCUUUUACUUUCUCUCCAUCCUUAGCUAUGGACUUUUAUUAUUUAAGGACAGCAAUGGCUGGACGUACCACUCUUCAGAGAAAGACAUGAAUUACCAAGAAGCAGAGAAAUGGUGUAAAACCCAUUUUACCCAUUUGGUUGCUAUUCAGAAUAGAGAGGAAAUUCACCACUUAAAUGCAACGUUUCCUAGAAAUUCAAAUUACUAUUGGAUUGGAAUCCGAAAAAUUGAGAAUGAAUGGAGAUGGGUUGGAACAAACAAGCCACUGACUGAAGAAGCUAUAAACUGGGCUCAAGGUGAACCAAACAACCAAAGGAAGAAUGAGGACUGUGUGGAAAUCUAUAUAAAGCGAACAAAAGAUUCAGGAAAGUGGAACGAUGAACCAUGUCAUAAACCUAAAAGAGCUUUGUGCUAUAAUGCCUCUUGUACUCCAAAUUCCUGCAGCGGUCGUGGUGAAUGUAUAGAGACAAUUAACAAUUAUACCUGCCAGUGCAAAGAAGGUUUCUAUGGGCGUGACUGUGAACAUGUAAUUACUUGCGAUCAACUGAAAGACCCAGAUCAAGGUAUCUUUACAUGCAAACAUCCAGUACAGGAUUUUGGCUUUCACUCUUCUUGUGACAUUGAAUGCAAGGAAGGUUACAAACCAACUGGGAUGGAAUCAAUAACGUGUACCUAUUCUGGAAAAUGGUCUGCACCACCUCCAUCCUGUAAAGUUGUGGAAUGUCAUGUACUACAGAAGCCUGCUCAUGGUUUCUACAGUUGCUCCAACUCCUCUGAAAAUUAUACCUGGAAUUCGUCUUGCAAUUUUUUUUGCAAAGAAGGUUUCUUUUUGAAAGGCCCCAGUAUGCUCCAGUGUGGUGCAUCUGGAGAAUGGGAUGGACAGGAGCCCACAUGUGAAGUGGUGAAAUGUAAAGCACUGCCUCAGUCAGAAGGAAGCAUUGUGAAUUGUUCCCAUAAUGACACGGAACUGAAGUAUACGUCAAUCUGUGAUUUUGCAUGUGAAAAGGGCUACAUUUUAAGAGGAUCACCACAGAUUCAGUGUUCAUCAGAUGGCCACUGGACACAGCCCAUUCCUGUUUGUGAAGCUGUGCAUUGCAGUGAACUACAGCCUCCAGCUAAUGGCUCCAUGAACUGCUCUGAUCCUUCUGCAAACUUUGCCUGGAAUUCAACCUGCAGGUUUGCUUGUGGAGAAGGAUUUAAACUGAAUGGAUCCAGUGAACUCCAGUGUGGUGCUUCUGGACACUGGGAUGACUCACAGCCAGAAUGUGAAGCAGUAAAAUGUGCAGCAGUGCAGCCUCCUGAAAUGGGAGAAGUCAAACAUUCCUCCGCUGAUACAGAUCCAACUUACAAGUCAGUCUAUGAAUUUAGUUGCGUGGAGGGUUACAUCUUGAAAGGAGCAUCCCGGAUUCACUGUUCAUCAGAUGGUGAAUGGUCUGAUCCAGUUCCUACAUGUGAAGCUUCUGCAGCACUUGGGACUUUCUUAGCAGUUGGUACAUCAGUCGUCGGGGUCUCUGUCCUGUCAGUGGUAUCAUUUAUCAUCUGGAUUCUAAAGCGUCUUCAAAGACAAAAAAAAACAUUCACUCCUGCAAGCAGUUUCCCCAGCCUUCAUUCAGAAGAUAGUUUCAAAGCUCAGUUGGUUUAAUCAACCAAUGAACUUGGACGUCUCUGCAAUAAUAUCCAGUUACUCCAUGGACUGAGAUCAGCUGCCUCUGGAAAGCCUUUUCGAUGUGAGGGACAUGGAUGAGGGGAAGAUUCCUUGAUGACAACGCCUUGAGAGGAAGCAUCCGGUUCCAGCACAACAAUCCGAGUCUACGAGUGGCAACAUAUCAAGGAAGAAUAUAAGCCGUCCAAGCAGCAUGGAAUACCUUCUGGCCUUGCACGCAGUCCACGUGGGCUGUCUCCUGCCCUCUGAUACUCUGGGCUCCGAUAGCGCCCUUUCACGUCUGUGAAUCUCGUACAAAGGUGGUGGCAACUUAUUCUCUUUUCAAGACGUCAAAUUUAUUACUUAUAAAGUGGUUAAAGGUGUAUGUAGAAUUGUGCAUUUUGACAUUUGUGUCCAUGUUUCGAGAAGAGACCUCUUGCUUCAGCCCAAAAUCAUAACUGUUAGUUAUCAGGGAGUAACUAACUAGUCUGGUACAACAUUUAAAGUUUUUAUAAGCAUAAACCAUACUUAUCUACAACACGUUUCGGACACAGUUCUCUUUUGACAUAGAAAAGGCAGGUGUUAAUUGUUUUGGUAUAAUUUUCUACAGUUCUUAAAGUUAUCAAAGUAACACUGAAAUUAAUUUCAGAAUGGGAGAAUUCAUUAUUGCUGUCAAAUCUUAAACUUGCAGAAAUAUACUAAAAUGUAGUCCUCUAAUAUUAUUUUGUUUCUUGAAACAAGUCAAGACAUUUAAAAUGUUUCAUCCCUAUGGGAUUUAGUACUGUAUUAUCUAAAUUACUGAUAGUAUUUAUUUCUUGGGUAACGUGUACAGUUUUGUGUGAAUCAAAAAUGACUAAACCUGUUCUCAAAGCAAAGUAUAGGUAAAAUAAUUCUAAAAAAAAAUCCUCCAAAGGAAACUUAGAACUAUCUUUUUUUAAAAAAAAGAAAGGAAAUUUGUUUAGAAGUAUUCAUACAUCAAAUUAAGGAGGAACCUAAUAAUGCAGGCACAUCUAUUAUUAACUUAGGCCCAUAGUUAAAUGCUCUUGAGGGAUCGACACUGCCCUCCUGAGAAAAUCCACAUAUCUGUAAAUGCAAUCUAGAAUUUCUGUUCACUCUGCCAUUUGGUAAUUUUGAUUAUUUCACUUUUCUGCCUGGAUUCACACAUUGGUCUAAGCCAUCAUAUGGCUUGUUAGGCUUAACAUGAAAUGUGUUGGAAAAGACAUGAGUAUCUAACCCCACAGUGGCUUGUAUUUUCCUUAUUUUUAAAUAACAGUUUAUUUAA
Python bivittatus (Burmese python) is the source of this 3082-nucleotide messenger RNA. It is a transcript of the gene SELE, whose product is annotated as selectin E. Gene Ontology annotation, cellular component: membrane. The record is from RefSeq and is a predicted model, not a curated record. Lineage: Eukaryota; Metazoa; Chordata; Lepidosauria; Squamata; Pythonidae. Gene Ontology annotation, biological process: cell adhesion.